CUCCAGCGUCCAGGGUUUUGGCUCUGGCUCUGGUGAUGUUGAUUUCGAAACUAUGCUCGAUGUUUUGCAUGUGCAGCUUGCGUUGGCUGUCCUGGCGGUUGUUUGGGCAGAUGAGGUCCCAGCAGCAAAUCUUUCAUGCAGCCGGGGAAUUCGGUGCGAAAGCGACGUGACCAACGCCUACGGCUCUUUCAGCUACCGUAUUUUUGUUCUGGGCAAUGUGCGUCAAUACAGCGACGGGCCUCGGCCUGACUACAUCUUCACGCCUAUCUUCAAGACCUUGCUACACGGUUUGAGGAGCCGGGGCAAAGAGUGCGGCUACAUGACAGGCUUUGUGGACAAGGCAAAGCUCAGACAGCUGAAUGCCAGCAAUGGUGACGUGGUGGUCUUUGUAAGCUACAUUGGUGCAACGGACUUUGAACGCAGCUGUCGGAAAAAUGGAUCUCUCGGCUCCCGUGGCGUUUACUGCAUUUUUUACUCCACAGAGUUUGAAUUGAAAACCGGCGCCACCUACAGCAGAGUGGCGGAGAGUGGGAACUUUUGUGAGGUUUGGGAGUACACUAGAGCCAAUCGGCCACACCGACAAGACCAAUCGGUCAGAUACAUCCCACCAGGCUUCAUGCCCGUGAAAGAGGGCCCUGAACGCAAUGACGCACGGGUGCAGAAAGCAAGCCACAGUUUCAACAUCAAUAACAUGACGCUGUUCUUUGAUGGCCAAUGGACCCCAGCGCGGCGACAAUGCUGGGAACAUUUGCAAGAUGUGCCCUACUUCAGGCACUUCCGACAGCACUUUGGAGUGUUCAACGAUGAUGCAUGGGAGCAACUGGUGCUCAAAGGCAGCAAUGUUUUCGUCAAUCUUCACAGGGAGAGGAACUUCACCAAGGAGCAGAAGCCUCUUGAGACUUUUCGAGUCGCCCGAUUUUUGAGCUUGGGCGGCGUGGUCUUGACAGACGAGGUGAACAGCAAGGACGCGGAGCUUUAUGAUGGCAUGAUUCUAAUCGAACCGAAGCUUUGCCACGACCACAGCCUUUGGAGCCCGAUUGUCCGUGAACUCUUCACCAACGAUGUGAAGCUGCGAAUUUGGAAAGCAAAUGCCUACAAGGCAUUUAAGGCCACGUUUAUGCCCCACAAAGUGUUGGCAGAUGCUGGCGUUUGGGGCGGCCUGAGUGUUUGAUAAGUCGAGCAGCUGAGAGCAGGAAGCGUGCAACCAGUCAGGUGUUGUUGAGAACGGCGUGUAAUAGUAACAUUGUGUUCUUCCAUGUUGUGCCCUGAUAUGCCCUGAUGAUGUGCACCGCCCACACUUUUGCUUGUGCUGCCCGAAGAUACUUUCUGGAUUCACGAUCGUAGUCUGGAUUGCAGUUG
Messenger RNA from Durusdinium trenchii, 1359 nucleotides. Lineage: Eukaryota; Dinophyceae; Suessiales; Symbiodiniaceae. The record is from the annotation of a GenBank genome assembly.